GUAGUCCCCGCGCCCAAGUGUAGCCAUGCUGCCGGGGGAGAAAGUCUACAAGGUCAGCUGGAGUGGCCCGGAGUCCCAGUCGCCCAGGUGGGCCGGGGAUGAGGGGGCCGGGCUGCGGGGACUCUCUGGAGGGGCAGGGUCCCGAGCGGGCGGGAGCCCUUGGGCGGCGCGAGGAGCCCGGAGAACGGGGCGGGGGUCCGGGUUCGCCUCCCCAGGGGUGCUCGGCGAUGGUGGCUUCCUCCUUGCGCUGCCGACCAGCGAGCCCCGGUCCGGUCUCGGUGCUCAAGGACAGCCCUCACUCUCACGCACGCGCCUCCGCAGGGCCGCCGGCCCAGACCCAGACUCCACUUUCUCGCUCACCAGCCCUCUCCCAACCCACACUAACCCUGACGAUGAGGGGAAACAGAGUGUCGCUGGGAACUACUACGAGCUGUUCGCGGCCGCACUGGGCAACUUGGAAUGGUUGCGCUUCUGUCUGAGUCGGGGUCGUGACAAAAUUCCGGCAGAUGACAAGGGCUUCACUGCCAUCCACUUUGCAGCCCAGAGUGGCAAGCUCACGUGCCUGCAGGCCUUAGUAGAGGAGUACAAGUUUCCCGUGGACCUGCCCACCAAGAAUGGCCAGACACCGCUGCACCUGGUCAUCGACGGGGACAACAAGAGCAUGACCCUCCCCUGCAUUCACUAUCUACUUGAGCAAGGGGCGGCCCUCAACACGCAGACAUGCAGUGGCUGCACACCCCUCCACCUGGCAGCCUGCAAGGGCCUGCUGAGCUGUGUGAAGGUGCUGGUGCAGAAUGGUGCCAAUGUCCAUGCCCGGGACGCCCUGGGCUGCAAGCCCAUCGACUACUGCAAAAUAUGGAACCACCGCGACUGUGCCCGGUACUUGAAGGAUGCCAUGUGGAAACGGGACAAGAAGGACUUCGCUCGUGAGAUGGGGAAACUGAAGAGGCUCAAGGACCAGUUGGCCUUCAUGGAACAGGACUACCUGACUGAGUAUCAGAAAGAGCACCAAGUUCUGAGAGAAGCUGACUGCAAGAAGUGGCUCCAUCGCAAGCAGCUGCUCCGAGGCCAGUCCCAGACUUGCAACACCAAGCAAGCACCUUAUGCUCCCCAGCCGGCGAGCACGGUCUCCAGGACCCCCAAGCGCCAGGGGCCCCAGAAGAGCUUCUACCCCUCCCCGGAGGCACGCCUGUGGCAGACCUCAGUGCCCAAGCUGCAGCCUUCGGGGAUACCCACCCCCACCUACAUGCAGCCCAUGGUCAGGCGGCCCAAGUCGUGGAAUGUUAGCAACAACCCUGCCAGAUCGCCCACCACCCAGAUCGGCUACCCACAGGGCAUCCGCCUGGGUGUGCAUCCGGACCCCAGCCCGGAGCAUGACUUCCGCAGCUUCCUCGAGGUGAGGUCUGACCGGUACGGCGGUGUACAGCUGCGUACAGUGGCCGGCAGCCUCGUAGCACCUGUGCCCCAGCUGCCUUUCGAGGUGGUAGUCCAAGAGCUGCAUCCUUCAGUGCGGCCACACAGGUUGAAAGUGCCCCAGGGCUUCGGCCCUGUCAGCAUGAGCACUGUGCCCCAGAAGCGGCACUUUAGUGACGACAACUUUUGGACCGACACUCUGGCCAUGAACCUGCGUGAGACCUUUGAUGAAGCCUUCCUGGCCACUGUGCGAGCCCAUCAAGGGCUCCCCACUCUGCCCUCCCCCAAGAAUCUCCCAUAAACUUAUUUUG
Molecule: messenger RNA, 1724 nt
Organism: Enhydra lutris kenyoni (northern sea otter)
Lineage: Eukaryota; Metazoa; Chordata; Mammalia; Carnivora; Mustelidae
Product: ankyrin repeat domain 53
Exons: 5
Coding region: 26-1714 (562 amino acids)
Biological process (GO): mitotic metaphase chromosome alignment; regulation of mitotic spindle organization; regulation of mitotic cytokinesis
Cellular component (GO): spindle pole
Molecular function (GO): protein binding
Source: RefSeq, a predicted model, not a curated record